ACCUUUCGAAGGGGAUAAUAACGUCACACUUGGAGACGUCUGACUGCUUCGUCGAAAGCUCUUGGUUAGCAUCCAGACCCAGAGAGACGACCAAGUUGGCAGGCCAGACCAAGCGCGUUGCUUCAUAUAAUAGUCCACCUGACGUCGAGGGCAGCGAACAGUCAUCAACUGGUUUUUUACCCGAGAAGACGUGUCCGCCAGGUUAGGUCUCAGAACAGAAAGCAGCGAGAGCAAGAAUAACGGUGUCUUCACGCGCAGCCACCAUAUCGGGCAGCAGCAAUUGAGUGAUUUGUGCGAGGGUAUAGAACAGAACUGUUGGUGAAAAUGAAGAAAAUUGUGCUGUUUUUUGCCAUGAUCGUGAUGGAGGCUAGAACCGAAGAAAGCCUCUUUGAGCAAGAUCUUGGCGAUCAGUUCAAAAUUGAUGCAUCGACUCGCGGGCUGCAGAAGGUGAAUUUACGCUGCGGUGCUGACUCAAUGCGUAUCGAAUUGAAGACAGAGGAAGAUUUCACCGGCGUUAUGUACACCCGGGGUAGCUUCUACAAACAGUCCGAGCCCUGCUUUGUGAAACCCAAACGAGCCGGCAAAUCGUUGGAAAUGAAAUUCAAUCUGGAUCAGUGCCAGACGAUCAACAACGACGAGGUGUACUCCAACAUCGUCGUCGUGCAGCACGACCCUGACCUCGUUACCCCUGGAGAUGCCGCCUUUGCCGUUGAAUGCGAUUUCCGAAAACCGCGGGGAGUUACCGUGACUUCACAGUUCCAAGCCAGAGAUAGCAUUACACCCACAUCGAGAAUCACACUGACAAGCCCCGAUCCGUCGACACCCACGCAAGAUCACGAUCAUCAGAAUUCGGUGUUCAGUGAGACCGAUUCGGUCACUUUCAUUCCGAGCCACUUCACGAACCAAACCGCCGAAGAGAAGCGAGUGAAAGGCUCGGUUGAAACCGUUGAAAUUUCAUCCAACAGGAUCUCCGAUGAACUUUGAACAUGUUUUUUUAGGGCAUGGAAUAUUUAACUAAUUAAUAUUUAUUUAACUUAAACUUCUACAUUCUAAUCGUGCUAUCUUCUUCUUUGUGUUUUCAGGCCAGUAUUAGAAAAAGUUAACGCUACUCCUUCGUAUAACUAAGCGAUCGCAUUAACUGCAAUUAAUCUCGUAGAUUGCCAAAACAGGACUGAUUACACCAACUGGUAACUUGUAAGACUCGUAAGAAAUGACUUCAUUUUCGUGCGACAACUAACCGAACUAACCAGAAUUACCAUUAGCAUGCCACUGACUGCGAGACAGUAAUCUUUUAGUUUAGAGAGUAGCUAGAGCAUCGUUGAAGAACAUACACACUAAUGCCGAUUAUCACUGUUAUAAGUGAGAAUGCUGAGAGCGUGAAUGCGAUCGAAUGAAUGGGCAACAGCAUGAAAAAAGUUAAUAAAGAUAUUGAAGAGUGUCGAUAGGAUGGAGUUGUUACCUUA
This is a messenger RNA of Aedes albopictus (Asian tiger mosquito), 1463 nucleotides long. RefSeq lists its product as uncharacterized. The transcript is spliced from 3 exons. The coding region runs from base 325 to 984 and encodes 219 amino acids. The record is from RefSeq and is a predicted model, not a curated record. NCBI's taxonomy places the organism in Eukaryota, Metazoa, Arthropoda, Insecta, Diptera, Culicidae.